ACCCAUAACCAAUCAUAACCUUAAUUUGAUUUGUUUAUUAAGUGAUUUAUAUUUUUGUAUAAAAAAAUAUGUAAAUAAUAAUAACAUAAUUAAGCCUAACUAUAUUAAAAUUUUUAAAAAUAUCUACGCACAAUAUCAAUAAUGGGAUAUAGUACCUUGUAUUUUUAUAUUUUUUUACUAUGUAUAUGUAGUUUAUCUUCUCUUCCUCCAGAACCAAAUAGGACUAACAGGAUGAAUAAACACCAUGCAAACUUGAUGGGCGCCGAGGAAAAUACAAAAAGACAAGAAGAAGCAUCUGAAAUUCAUAUCACAAGUAAAAAAACUAUUAAAAUGGGAAAAAAGGAUGUCCAAAAUACACAUUUAGUAAACAAUGAGAAAAAAGUUGAUGACAAGAAAACUAAGAAUGUUUCAAACAAUACUGUAACAACUCCAAAUGUUUUAGUUAACAAUGCUAAUAUUAAAACUGGUGCAAAUGCAGAGAUUGAAUCUGGAGCGGUAAUGAGAGGAAUUUUUGUUUUUGUUGGAAUAACUAUGAUUUGUAUAAUGUAUAUAGGCUUCAAGACAUAUUUUAGAAAGGGAAAUAAGAAAAGCCCAUUAAUAAAAAAAUAUGGAGUAAAAACAAGAAGAUCAGAUAUUGAAAUGGAACCUUUACCUCUUGAUGAAGAUGAAGAGGACGAAACUGUUUUUGACCUGGGAAAUGUAACUAAUCGAUAACAUUCAAAAUACUUUUUUAUUAUUGUUGCACUAUUUUCUUUCUUUUGUAAACAAAUUAACAUUACAAUUUUUCAUUUCAAAUUGAAUUUUGGAAUAACUGAAUGGAUGAUGUUUAUUUUUUGUACAAAAAUUAUUUAUUUAUAAAGUUCUUGUAUAAUUUGAAUUUUAAAAUUACUAUAUGCAUGUGUCAAGUACUUAAAUUGGUUUCAAGAACUUGAAUUGGUUGGUUUUAGAAAGACAAAAUUAUGAAAUUGAGGUUGUUUAAGCAUUAUAUAACAUUUUGGUGUUUUGGUAGAUUACUUGCGUAUUUUGUCUUAAAUGCUGAUUGAUUUUGAAUCAGUGAUAGAUAAAAACCCGUAAUAGACUGAUUUAUUUGUAGACUAAGUACAACUUUGUAAGAUAUUAUUUCCCCACAAUAUAAAUUUCACUAAGCUAUUCAUAUAUUUGCUUGUAGUUAUGUUUUAUAUUUUUGUAAUUCUAUCAUUUCUAUUUGUUUGUAUAAAUCCCUUAGGUGAAAAGCCUAUAGUGGCAAUACGUUUAACUGUUUUUCAUUUUAUCUGUAGUUGCAGUUGCUAAUAUCCCAAUCUAAAAGUUUAUAACACUUAAAAUUAACAACUGAAACUAUAAAUUUAUUACUAACAAAAAGGCACUGUGAACUUUCAUAAUUGUGUGAAUAUAUUGAUAUGCCAUGUUAAUGAUUUUAAUGUUUAAUAAAUAUGUAUAUUUUUA
Messenger RNA from Anoplophora glabripennis (Asian longhorned beetle), 1443 nucleotides. RefSeq lists its product as uncharacterized. The transcript has 2 exons. The record is from RefSeq and is a predicted model, not a curated record. Bases 142 to 714 code for a protein of 190 amino acids. Lineage: Eukaryota; Metazoa; Arthropoda; Insecta; Coleoptera; Cerambycidae.